Messenger RNA from Drosophila busckii, 803 nucleotides. RefSeq names its product CG4367. NCBI's taxonomy places the organism in Eukaryota, Metazoa, Arthropoda, Insecta, Diptera, Drosophilidae. The transcript is spliced from 2 exons. The coding region runs from base 11 to 733 and encodes 240 amino acids. The record is from RefSeq and is a predicted model, not a curated record.
GCCAAACAAUAUGAAUUACUUUAAGCAGAGCAGUAUUAUCUUAGUGGUAUUGUUAAUAAGCUGCCUGUUGCAGCAGACACAUGGCCAUGGCAUGAUGUUGGAUCCGCCGGGUCGCUCUUCACGCUGGCGUUACGACGAUUCAGCGCCCAAGAACUAUGAUGACAAUGCCUUGUACUGUGGUGGAUUCUGGAAACAAACUCAGAACGGCAACAAGUGUGGCUUGUGUGGUGAUGACUACAGCGAUGCCUUGCCCAGAGCCAAUGAGCUGGGUGGCAAAUAUGGACAGGGAGUUAUUGUCAAGAGCUACUAUAGCUCUACUUUAACAGCCUUAAAUGUGCGAAUUACGGCCAAUCAUUUGGGCUACUUUAGCAUGGAUCUGUGCAACUUGGACGAGUUUAACGGCGAGUCAGAUGACUGCUUUGCUAAGUAUCAGCUGGAGUUCAUUGAUGGCAACAAAAGGCUUUAUAUUGGCAGCACAACUGGAAACAUUGAGGCUAUUGUGCAGUUUCCCAAGGGAGUCAGUUGCAAGCAUUGUGUGCUACGUUGGACAUACACGGCUGGCAAUAACUGGGGCAUUUGUGAGAAUGGCAACGGGGCUCUCGGCUGCGGUGCUCAGGAGACUUUCAGAAGCUGCGCUGACAUUAGCAUUGUGCAUUCACUGCGUGGUAUGUUGGAGCCAGCAAAGCAAAUGGCUGUCGAGCUGCCAGUGGAAGUUCCAGAAAAGGUUGUUUAAUCCUAUAGUCUUAAAUAAUAUAAGAAAAUAUUAAUCUCAAUAACAAAAAAUAUAUCAAACAAAAAAUCUA